Messenger RNA from Dioszegia hungarica, 1440 nucleotides. Its product is annotated as WW domain binding protein 11-domain-containing protein. Bases 1 to 1440 code for a protein of 479 amino acids. Gene Ontology annotation, biological process: RNA processing. The record is from RefSeq and is a predicted model, not a curated record. Lineage: Eukaryota; Fungi; Basidiomycota; Tremellomycetes; Tremellales; Bulleribasidiaceae. The transcript has 4 exons.
AUGGCGAAAAACUAUAACCCCGCGGACGCUUUCCGUAAGGCCCAGCGUGCCAAGGAGCUCAAGAAGAACAAAGAGACCCGGAAGAAGGUCCGGGAUGUUCAGACCGUCAAGCGGGAUACCCGAGAGCUCGAGGCUGAACUUCGCUCAUUGAAGGGCAAUGCCUCGAAUGCAUCCAAGUCCCGGAUAGCCGAGCUCGAGCAGGAGUUGGCAUAUGUGCUCAAGGCGAAAGAGGCAUACGUUAAGGAGAACCCAGAUGAGAAGGACAAGGUGUUCAAGCCGCGCGGGGCUGGCGGCGGCGGUGGAGGCGGGAGACGACAGGAUGACGGAGAGGGAGAGGAGGAUGAGAAUGGUGCGAGCGGGAGUGGGACUGGGACUGGGAUGAGAGGGAGGGAGAGGCUGUAUGAUGAGAACGGGCGGUUGAGGGAUCCGACGAGGAGCGCGUACUAUGAUCCGGUGUAUAACCCUUGGGGAGUGCCGCCGCCUGGUAUGGCCUACAAGGAGAGACCGGGACUGCCAGGUGUCAAAGCCGAGGGAGACGAGGAUGAAUCGGACGAAGAUGAGGAUGAGGACGAGUCAGACGAAGAGAUCGUCAUGCCGGAAGGUCCACCACCCGCCGAGGACCCCUUCAAUCCCGACUCCGACUCAGACGCAGACUCGGACGAUAUCCCCCUCCCAGCUGGACCACCUCCACCUCGAGCCGCACCGCCCAUCCCUAGCGGACCAUCGGGUUGGGGUGGUCGAGCUGCACCUGUACCGGUCCCCUUCCAUCAGCCUAUACAUAUGGGCGGACCAGGUCUACCUAUGGGUAUGCCCCCACCUAUCCCUUAUCCUCAAUUCCAGCAACAACCCCUUCAACCCUUCCCCGGCCAAGGCGCAUCUGGGCCCUCCAACCCCUCGAACGCGCGCUUCCGGCCGCCACGGCAACAAGCCCGAGUGGUUCAGGAUCCAUUAUCAGACGAGCCUACACAGACAUAUCAAGGCUACCACGCCAGUCUACCCGACAAACCACCCGCAUCCCUCCCCGGCGCACCCCCUCAUGGAGCUAUCAUCUCAGCCCCAGCUGGCCUCCCUGCCCGCCCACCUCCCUCUACCGCUCCAGCGCCUCCAGUGGAGAUAUCAGCCGCCCCCGUUCUCCGUGAUCUCCGAAAAGAAGCGACAGUCUUUGUCCCCCGGAAUCUGAAGCGGAAGGCACCAGCAGGAAGUGCCGGUGGCGGUAGUGCCGUGAGAGCAAGGAUCAAUGCGGCGCCAGGAGGAGGGAUGAUUGAUGAUGAAGGGGACGAGGUGGUCGUGAGGCCGGUGGAGAGUGGGCUGAUGGGGAAGUUGAAGGGGGUGUUGGGGGAUCCGGUGCCUAAGGCGGGCGGAGGAGGCAAGACGGCAGGGAAGAGCUCGGCGGAUGAGGAUUAUGAGCGGUUCUUGGCGGGUCUAGGGGACAUUUCGUGA